UGGGACACACUUUGGGACCCGAGCAUUCCCAGGGCGAUCUGCCAGCCCACAGGGCUGUUUUCCAGGCCCUGCAGGUUCCUUGGGGAUUACAGCCAGCAGAUAAGCAAGAAUUUUCCACCUGGACUUUCCAGCCUGGAGCUGGGAGCUGCUGGGGCAGGAGAGGGAACUCAGCGGCCCCACCAUGGCUGGGAAGAGGUCCAGGUGCUCCUUCUCCAGGCUGGAGCUGAUCCUGAUCGUGUGCCUGGUGCUGAUGAUCUCCCUCACCGUGGUGCUGCUGGUCCUGCACUUCCUCACCAGAAACACCAAUGAUUGCAUCGACAACAUAGCAGAGGAGGCAAAGUACUUGGUGGGUGUUGGCAGAGCUGAUUGCACGGGGCCUGUGGCACAGGUGCCUCUGAUGGGCUAUGCCAACCCCGAGCAGGUGGGCGGGGGGCUCCUGUCCCGCCUCUACAGCCGAGCCUUCAUCGUGGCGGAGCCCCAGGGCUCGCGACGCGUCGUCUUCGUCAGCGCCGACAUCGGCAUGGUGUCGCAGAGAGUCAGGCUGGAGGUGCUGAAGCAGCUGCGCAGCAAGUACGGCGAGCUGUACCGGCAGGACAACGUCAUCCUCAGCGGCACCCACACCCACUCGGGGCCCGGGGGGUACUUCCAGUACACCCUGUUCUGGAUCACCAGCAGGGGACUCGUCCAGCCAACCCUCAAGUCCAUCGUGAAUGGCAUUGUCAAGAGCAUAGAUAUUGCCCAUGAGAACAUGAAGAAAGGAAGGCUCUUCAUAAACAGAGGCACAGUAGAAAACAGCCAGAUCAACAGGAGCCCCUUCUCCUACCUCGCCAACCCGCAGUCCGAGCGGAACAGGUAUUCAUCCAACACGGAUAAAGAGAUGGUGCUGCUGAAGAUGGUGGAUGUGGAAGGACACGAGCUAGGCCUCAUCAGCUGGUUUGCCGUGCACCCAGUGAGCAUGAACAACUCCAACCACCUGGUGAACAGUGACAAUGUGGGCUAUGCCUCCUACCUGUUUGAGCAGGAGAAGAACAAGGGAAUGCUCCCUGGAGAGAGUCCUGCUUGGCUCCUCUGUCCUUGGCAGGGCCCUUUUGUGGCCGCCUUUGCCUCGUCCAACCUGGGAGACGUGUCGCCCAACACGCGGGGCCCCUUCUGCGCCAACACGGGCGAGUCGUGUGACAACCCCCAGAGCACCUGUCCCGUCGGAGGGGCAUCCAUGUGCAUGGCCAAGGGGCCCGGGAAGGAUAUGUUUGAGAGCACCAGGAUUAUAGGGCAAAACAUCUACUUGAAAGCAAAGGAGCUGUAUGAAAAGGCCUCCCAGGAGGUGACAGGACCCCUGAGCUCAGCCCACCAGUGGGUGAACAUGACCAAUGUGUCCGUGGAGCUCAACGCCACACACACGGUCCAGACCUGUAAACCAGCCCUGGGGCACAGCUUUGCUGCCGGGACCAUUGACGGAGUGGGAGCUUUAAACUUCACCCAAGGCUCAGUGGAAGGGGACCCGUUUUGGGAUCAGAUCCGGGACCAGCUGCUGGGAGAGCCCUCGAACGAAACCAAAGCCUGCCACCAACCCAAGCCCAUCCUCUUCAACACAGGAGAGAUGACCUGGCCCCACCCCUGGCACCCCGACAUCGUGGAUGUGCAGAUUGUUGCCAUCGGGUCCCUGGCAAUCCUUGCUGUGCCGGGGGAGUUCACGACCAUGUCUGGACGCAGGCUGCGGGAAGCUGUUCAAAGGGAAUUUGAUUCCCAUGGAUCACCAGGGAUGAACGUUGUGAUUGCAGGUCUGUGCAAUGUCUACACCCACUACAUCGCCACCUAUGAGGAAUACCAGCUUCAACGAUACGAGGCUGCCUCGACUAUUUAUGGGCCACACACCCUUUCUGCUUACAUCCAGCUGUACAGGGGCCUGGCCAAGGCUAUUGCUCUGAAUGGCACUCAGGAGCUCUCCCCUGGUCCAGAGCCCCCAUUUUUCAACGUAACCAGCCUGACCCUGCUGCCUUCUCUGAGCGUCGAGAGCGCGCCGGCUGGCAAAACCUUUGGGGAUGUGCUGGAAGAAGUGAGACAGGAGUAUCGAGAGGGAGAAGUUGCUGAAGUGACUUUUGUGGGUGCAAACCCCAGGAACUCUGCAGAGAAUGCAACUGAGCAUAACUUCCUGACAGUGGAGAGAUACUCCAACAUUUCCAGCAGCUGGCGUGUGGUGCUGAACGACGCCUCCUGGGACACCAGGUUUUACUGGAGCAAAGGCACCCGUGGCCAGAGCAACGUGACCAUUGAGUGGCACAUCCCGGCUGGCACGGAGCCCGGCCUGUACCGGCUGCGCUACUUCGGGCACUACAAGAAGAGGGCCAACUUCCUUCGUGUCAUCUCUGUCCCCUUUGAGGGCUCGUCCUCAGCAUUUCAAAUCACAGCUCCAUAGGUGGCCCCCUUCCCUAAAGGAAUAAACAGGAGAUUUGGUGUCUGGGCUCUUGUGGGUCCUCUCCAGCUCCAGGUGAUUCCGUGACGCUCUGGGAGGGGUUUUUUGGUCACUGCUGCCCCUCGAGUGCUGCUGGUUGUCAUUUGAUGUGCAAAGAUUGACUCCCUGGGAAGUUUUGUCUUUUCCCUGCAGCUGAGUCUCCUCAGUCAAGUGGUCUCUGUCCUGGCCAGGCCAGAUUUCAGCUGA
Messenger RNA from Zonotrichia leucophrys gambelii, 2656 nucleotides. Its product is annotated as putative neutral ceramidase C. The record is from RefSeq and is a predicted model, not a curated record. The transcript is spliced from 22 exons. Lineage: Eukaryota; Metazoa; Chordata; Aves; Passeriformes; Passerellidae. The coding region runs from base 182 to 2413 and encodes 743 amino acids. Gene Ontology annotation, biological process: ceramide catabolic process; sphingosine biosynthetic process; long-chain fatty acid biosynthetic process. Gene Ontology annotation, molecular function: N-acylsphingosine amidohydrolase activity. Gene Ontology annotation, cellular component: extracellular region.